Messenger RNA from Tribolium madens (black flour beetle), 1638 nucleotides. Its product is annotated as (Lyso)-N-acylphosphatidylethanolamine lipase-like. Lineage: Eukaryota; Metazoa; Arthropoda; Insecta; Coleoptera; Tenebrionidae. The transcript is spliced from 5 exons. The coding region runs from base 379 to 1485 and encodes 368 amino acids. The record is from RefSeq and is a predicted model, not a curated record. Gene Ontology annotation, cellular component: lipid droplet.
UUUAUUGAAUAGGGAUAGGUAUGCACAAUAAGAAUUUUGUUUUUGGAAAUAGGUACGGUCGUUAUGUUUGUUGAAAUGUGGGCCUAGCAUAGUAGCAAUUAAAAUAAGUUUAAGCCAAAAAAAAUCUUCUUAAUAUUGCCUGUAUUGCCCUUAAAAUUUGAAGCGACAAAAAUAAUAAAAGGUUUGGUUGGAUGAUUUCAGCGUUUAAUGGGAGAAAUUCUGCUGAAUCACUAUUAUUAUGUCGUUAUCUGCAACAACCAAAUCACACUGUAUUAUAUUUAAUCUAAAAACAGCUCAGAUCAAUGAAGCAUUUUGAAUAGUAACAGUAGGAAAAGUUAGGUUAUAUCAAGAAAAAUCAAAAAUCAAAAUUCUAGUGCAAUGUCAACAAUCACCGAAAAUCAAGAAAAAUGUGGCUGGAUUAAAUUUUCUGAAAGCAAGCUUAUCUCCCUCGAAAAGAAAAUCUUUGAAGUUUUGAAUACUGCAUAUAAAGGUUGGCAUGUUCUAAUUGACCAUAAACCAAACAUUAAAGCAAAAAUAUGGACAAUUGCCAUGAACACGGAAUCAAAAAACAUUCCUCUGGUCCUCCUCCACGGUUUUGGGGCUGGCGUUGGGUUCUGGUGUUUGAAUUUGGAUUCUUUGGCGGCCAACCGACCUGUUUAUGCCAUUGACAUUUUGGGUUUUGGGCGAUCCUCAAGACCAGAAUUCAGCAACGACGGCCUAGAAGCUGAACAAGAAUUUAUCGACUCCAUUGAAAAAUGGCGGAAAGAAGUCAAAUUAGAUCAAUUUAUUUUACUAGGGCAUAGCCUGGGCGGUUAUUUAGCUACCAGUUACACAAUUUCGUAUCCCAAUCAAGUGAAACAUUUGAUCUUAGCUGAUCCGUGGGGAUUUGUUGAGAGACCAUCGGAUUUUAACCCGCCGCUUUGGAUGAAAACUUUAGGAAUUGUUUUGUACCCAUUUACCGCCUUUAAUCCUUUAGCGACUCUUAGAGCAGCGGGGCCUUUUGGUCCUUGGAUUGUAAAAAAGAUGCGGUCGGACAUUUCGCACAAAUAUGCUGGUCGUUUAGAAAACCAUGAGAUUAUAACUGAUUACAUUUAUCAGUGUAACUCACAAAAACCCACGGGAGAGACAGCCUUCCAUAAGAUGAUCAAAGGUUUUGGAUGGGCUAAAAACCCGAUGCUGAAUAGGAUACAUAAACUAGACAGUAGAGUACCAAUUACAGUAAUGAAUGGGUCCCACACUUGGAUGGAUAAAACAGUAGGAAAAAAACUAAAAGAGAUGAGGCAAAAUUCUUAUGUUAGAUUAGAAGUUAUUAAGGAUGCUGGACAUCAUGUACAUGCAGACAAUCCUGAAUGUUUUAAUGAGAUUGUAGUUGAUGUUUGCAACUUUACCGAGACUAAUAAGUCAAACGCACUAGUAGUACCUGAAAAUGACAAUAUACAAGAGGAGGAAGAAAUUAUAACAGAAACACAGAUUGCCACAUCAUAGUAUUUCAAUCAUUAAUGAAUAAAGCCUUAGUAUAAGUUUUUAAAGAGUAGACUACUAUAUUUAAGAACCACAAAUUCACAGUAUUAUAUACUAAUAUAGAUGUAACAAACUGAUGAAUCAAGAGCAAUAAAUUAUUACUGAUGGUUUAUAAAA